UCAAGGUCUCGGCUGCAGUAUGUAGGGGCGCAUCACAGAAUGGUCUGCAAAACAUUUUGCAAGAAAGGACAAUGUUAAAGGCGCACGCAUUUCCCCAUCUUACCAAAAUAGAGUAUUUUAUCACACAACUACUGAAAAAUACUUAGCAGAUCCAUCAGUGGAUUGGUAUGAGGUCCUGUCUGGAAAUUGUUGCUUCUCCUUUUGACCAGAUACAAUAAUUUAAUUUUGGCACUGGACGCAUUUUGAAAAAUAUAGUAGUAAAGUCACAUGCUUCCACCGACCACACUGACUGCACAUCAGAUGGUUUGUUUCCCAGACAUUAGGUGAUACAGAGACUCGUAUUUGGGGAUUGAACUUCAACUUUGCAUGAAAUUAUUUAGCAUAUUUAAAGAUGGGCUGUUGGUCGUUUCCCUUGAACAGAAGUAGUGACGGUGAGAGGCGCUGCUAUUGGGCAGUGUGGAUAGGAAAUUCGGAGGCGAGUGUGUGAGAUCUGCACUCAGGGGAGGGAGGGGGUGCUUCCCUCAAUGGCGCACAACCCCCAUAGUAACGGAUCCCAGCAGCACCACAGCAGUAAGUGAAGGCAGAAUGCCAUAAAACUACCAGCCCUUACUUGCUGCUCAUUUGUUUUAAAGGCAAAACAUUCCAAUUAAUCCUUUCUAGAUGAGCACACGGUUUGCAGUCUGACACUUUGUGUUUGUGUUGUACAAACCAGGGGUAGAACAGUGGUUUGCGUUUUUACGCAGUGCUUUGAAGUCUUCGGAGCGGGCGCUUCUGAAGCACAAUGAGCUAGCUUUGUAUGUUAUGGGUACUGGCGUUUUAGCUCUGGGGCGGAUGUGCAUUAUUUUAUUGCCAAAAGAUAGUCACUGUAUGACACAAGAGACCCUCCCCUGGAUCAGUAAGCGCGGGGUAAAUGCUGCUGCCGCUGCGGGCACAAGAGGGCAGUGAAUCAUCUUGGUUUUGUCAUUGGACCACCAGGUAUUACAGUGAGAAGGGGGCAAUUCUAUAUAAAAAGGAUGCCAUGCCAGUAAAAAAAAAUCCAGUAAUGGCACUGGAAAAGCUGUGCUGUGAAAACCAAGGUGCCCUGGUAUGCGUAGAGGUGGAACGCUGGAGAUAAAUUCCGUCGGCACAGGAGGAUCCUGCUAGGGGUAUGGGUAACAGCUGUGGGCACAGAGGCAUCUUGUUGAGGGCACAGGAAGUUCCUGCUGUAGGGACACAUGAGAUAUUAGUUGUGGGCACAGGAGUAUCCUGAUGUAGGGGCACAAGAGAUAAUAGCUGUGGGCACAGGAGAAUCCUGAUGUAGGGGUACAGGAGAUAAUAGCUGUGGGCACAGAAGGUUCCUGCUGUUGGGGAACAGGAGAUAAUAGCUGUGGGCACAGGAGGUAUCCUGAUGUAGGGGCACAGGAGAUAAUAGCUGUGGGCACAGGAGGAUCCUGAUGUAGGGGUACAGGAGAUAAUAGCUGUGGGCACAGAAGGUUCCUGCUGUUGAGGAACAGGAGAUAAUAGCUGUGGGCACAGAAGGUUCCUGCUGUAGAGGCAAAGGAAAAAAAUAGCUGUUGGCACAGGAGGUUCCUGAUGUAGGGGCACAGGAGAUAAUAGCUGUGGGCACAGGAGGUUCCUGAUAUAGGGGCAGAGACUCUGAUGCCAUCCACUGCUUUCCGUUCGGCGCCGGGAGAGCCCAGGGGAAGGCACAAUUUCCACAGCAGAUUACACGCUCCUAUGAAACGACCAAGUGACGAUCUGUUUCUUCCCUUGAUAUGGCUACAAAGAAAAAAAAAAGGGGCCCAUACUUGUAGCUUGUCAAUUUCCCCGUGUGAUCACAUGACCAGCACCUCCCUGCUAAGGAUGGGGAUAGAUUUCCACGUCAGCUUACGUCUUCCAAUUUCUACUUCACGGAUCUGCUUCAAAGAGGCAGCUGCAUUAGGGAAUGAUGUUAAGCUCAGCUAAUGCGGACAGCCCGAGGUAGCCUAAUGAUGGAUUUUGAUGAGCGAGUUCCUUGCUCCUCUAACAUGUAUUUGCCAAGUUGCACUUACUACGUUUCGGGUCCUGACUUCUCCAGCCUUCCUUCAUUCCUGCCCCAAACCCCUUCUUCUCGUCCCAUGACAUAUUCCUAUUCUUCCAACCUGCCCCAGGUCCAACCAGUGCGAGAAGUCACCUUCAGGGAAUUUGCCAUUGACUCGUCCAGUAAGUGGCACCACAGGAACAAUGUGCCCCAUUGCUACUCAGCAGAGGAGAUCAUGCACAGGGACUGCCUGCCUGCCUCCAACACUGCUAGCGUGGGGGAAAUAUUCGCCAAAAAUCCCUCCAAUGUCUACCACCCCAAUGCCAACGUUUCCUCCAAUUUCUAUAGCACAGUGGGCAGGAAUGGGGUGCUGCCACAAGCCUUUGAUCAGUUCUUUGAGACAGCCUAUGCCACCACCACGGAAAGUCAAGCCUCGGAUUAUUCUGUGGAUAAGACUUGCGACAAAGUUGCAGCAGUAGCAGCAGCAACUUCAAGUUCGGAGCCGGAGCAGAAGGAGAGGAGAGCAGAGAGCAGCAGCAGGAGGAGCAGCAGCAGCAGUUCCCAGUCAUCUUCCGGCAACAAUGAGGACAAAGCCAACUGCAGCACAGGUGGGCAGCGUACGCGCAAAAAAAGAUGCCCUUAUACCAAAUACCAGAUUAGAGAGCUGGAAAGGGAGUUCUUCUUUAGCGUCUAUAUUAACAAAGAAAAGCGCCUGCAGCUCUCACGGAUGCUCAACCUGACUGACCGACAAGUCAAGAUCUGGUUCCAGAACAGGAGGAUGAAAGAGAAGAAAGUUAACAGAGACCGCCUGCAGUACUAUUCUGCUAACCCACUGCUAUGAGACCAGCUGGGGGUUCAGGACUUUUAUUCCCAGUCACCUUGACAAGGUCAAGCCCACAGUUUCACAGAUAGAGAUAUGGUCCAGACAGGGCUUUGGAGUAUAACAUGUUUCUAUGGACUUACCCCAGCCUGGAACUUCCCUUGGCCCUGGUUUUUGAUCUACCCAAGUUAAUUGCGCACAGUGAAAAUGGAAAAAAGAAGGCCCUCAACUUUAGUCUCCUUUCUUCUGGUUAUGGUUAAGGUUCUAUUGUACACACUUUGGUACACACAGUGGACAUUUGUUAUUCUGGAUCAAUACAAACAAUGUUCAAGCUAUAAGCUCCCUCUCUCUAGUAUUUCACUCUACCAAAGAGUCCAGCAAAUACAAUAUUUGGUAGAGCCAACUCAUUUCCUUCUAGGGAACAGCUCACUACAGAGGAAGAAUUAACUGGUUAAUUUAAUAUCGAAUCACCCCAAACUGUUACCCUGCGAAUUCAUGUUAUUUAUUGCAAAGAAGCAACCCAUCAACAUGAAAUAUGAAGUCUGCACUUUCUUUGCUAAUAUCAAUCCGCCUGGGAGUCACUUGUAGAAAUGGAAAGUUUAGGCAGAGACAAGCAAGCAUUGCAAUCUCCACGAGACAAUCAAUCAGCAUACAGAGAAAGCAAUAAUAGCUUUAAAAAAAAAGUAACAACUAUCUGUUAUCUUUUUUUUUUUCAUACCAAAUUGCAACAAAUAGGGCUGGAGUCUGCAGGUUAUAUUCUAAAUUGGAAUGAAAUCUCUUUGCAAUAUAGUUGACCUAAUGAGAACCAAAGUUAUUAUAUACAAUUAUAAAAAAAAAAUAUUUGAAAUUAUUAUAUUAGUUAAAGGGAUACAAGAUCCUAUUUGUAAUAUCUGCGUUUGAAUGUAUGUAUGUUUCAUAUGAAGUUUUACUAAAGAUGUAAAUAAAUAACAUUUGCUAUUUGGGCUGAUUGACCUUUUA
Molecule: messenger RNA, 3797 nt
Organism: Xenopus laevis (African clawed frog)
Lineage: Eukaryota; Metazoa; Chordata; Amphibia; Anura; Pipidae
Product: homeobox protein Hox-A11
Exons: 2
Coding region: 1944-2840 (298 amino acids)
Source: RefSeq, a predicted model, not a curated record